GUAAUAAUUUUUCAAUGUACUUUCCUCUUACAGAUGAAAUAUCCGUGGAUUUCGGUAAUUUAGUAUUGCAAUAUCUGCAGACGAAAAGGACGUCCGGUCAAGCUUUCUACAUCUCCCAGGUUUCCCAUUUAUGUUUCUACAGCAUAGAGGAUACUCUACUUUCCAUUGAUAUUUUCACUUGUUAGAGGCUUGGGAUAUGUUACAAAAAAUUUAAGUCCCUACAGACUGAAGAUCUGCCCUAGUGUGAAUUUAUCUCCAUUAAAGAAGAAAGAUUGCUUCUUUAGUGUUGGUUUUGGUCAGUUUCCGUCUAAUGAGAUGAAGCAGUGUUCGAAGAAACGUGGAGAGCCGAGGAGUUGGGUUGAAAUCUGUUGUUUCGGUUGCACAUGCCUACAGCUUUCCAGGCCCGCCUAUGUUCUAAGGAAAUGGCUCAACAUUAGGACCCAAGAAGGUGAUUACAGUUGUGAUGAAGGUGAUGGCGAAAGCGAUUUUGAAGAAGAAGAAGAAGAAGGUUGGAAAAGAGAAGGGUUUGAUGGGAAUAAGAAUGGUAGUGCAUUUCGGUGUCAGUCCUUUGCUACCACCCCGGAGAAUCCAACGUACAUAUUGAGAAGACGGAAAUCCGAGACUUUGAGGGUGCAAUACAUAGACACUAAGGAAAUCAGGAUAUGUGUUGGUACAUGGAAUGUUGGAGGAAGGCUGCCACCCAACGACCUAGACAUUGAUGAGUGGCUUCUUAUGGAGGAUCCCGCUGAUAUAUAUGUGCUUGGUCUUCAGGAGGUUGUUCCAUUAAAUGCUGGAAAUGUAUUCGGCGCUGAGGACAAUCGGCCUGUCCUAAAAUGGCAAUAUCUCAUUCGUAAGACACUAAAUAGAAUUUUUCCAGUUAAAACAAAGUUCAAAUGCCACAGUGAUCCUUCCUCGCCAUCAAGGUUCAAGCCUUCAGAUGAUGUCCCUGUUAUAGAAGAUGAUAUAUUGUCAGAUAGUGAUGAUGCGACUGACAAUCAAGUGCACCCAAUCUCUGAUAUUCCUGAAAUAUCUAAGACAGAUGAAUUUGGGUUUGGAAAAGAUUCAAGUUUUGUGGAUGGAAAUGCUGGUUUAGGUACAUCAGAAGAGCCCAAUUUGAAACAAGCUUCUCAGGUCAUCAGGAGAUUGGAUAGAUUAUAUGGAUUUAGUAUGUCAGAUGACCCCACAGAAUCAGAGGCACCACCACCUUCUCAACCGAAGCUCAAAUUGACCAAACAAUUAAGUGGCACUGAAAGGAUUGGCUUGGUUUGGCCAGAACCACCAAUGGGUUUGCUAGCUCAACAUGUUCUUGACAAAUCGAGUUCUUUCAAAUCAGUUCGUUCUUUCAAAACAUCUAAUUCUUUUAAACCUUCUCUGCUUGGGGACCCAAAGGGAUCCUCAGAUAUAAAUUUGAUUUCAGAUAUUAACUUGGAAGCCCUUAUAUCCAAAAAGAGAUCACCUUUUGUAAGGAUAGUGAGUAAACAGAUGGUUGGCAUUUUCUUGACAAUUUGGGUGCGAAGAAAUCUUCGGAGGCAUAUUCACAACUUGAAAGUUUCCACUGUCGGGGUUGGUGUCAUGGGGUACAUGGGCAACAAGGGGUCAGUUGCUGUUAGCAUGUCCAUAAAUCAGACUCCCUUUUGCUUCAUUUGUUCUCACCUAACUUCGGGUGAAAAGGAAGGGGACGAAUUUCGAAGAAAUGCUGAUGUGCAAGAAAUAAUAAGGAGAACACAAUUUCAUCCUGUUCCUGGUGUUGGAUUCCCAAAAACCAUCAAUGAUCACGAAAGAGUUAUCUGGUUUGGUGAUCUUAAUUAUCGGAUCAACUUGCCGUAUGAGAAAACGCGGGAACUCAUCUCUAAGAAGGAUUGGUCUGCUUUGAUCGAGAGGGAUCAGCUUAGAAGAGAGCUAAAGAAAGGGCGUGCCUUUGAUGGAUGGUCAGAGGGGCUCAUAAAUUUCCCUCCGACCUACAAAUAUGAAUUUAACUCACCUAAAUAUACAGGCGAAUUUCCAAAGGCCGGAAGGCGUACUCCGGCAUGGUGCGAUCGUAUACUUUCAUUUGGGAAGGGAAUUAGGCAGUUGAAAUAUAAGAGACAUGAGAUUAUGCUCUCAGAUCAUCGACCAGUGACUGCAAUUUUCGUAGCUGAGGUCGAAGUAUUUUCUCCUCGGAAGCUUCAGAAGGCUCUAACACUCACAGAUGCCGAGCUUGAAGAGAGUGACAUUAUACCAGAAGAGAUUGAAUUGGGACUGGAUGGAUUCAGAUUUGAGGAUUCUUCUGCAUGGGAUCGAUAGAUGUAGACAUGGUUUGGGUGUAUCUUAGUGAUGGGGUGAGUUUCUCUUGUAUGUUUCUGAUUGAGUUGGUAUUCAUUUAUUGUAUUCUUAUUUGUAUAGCUGACCUUUACCUCACUAGUUGAUAAUCAAUUGGACUAAACUCUAGUGUAUAUUUAAGAGUUCUCGGUAAUUGAGGUUUUUGCUGGUA
Amborella trichopoda is the source of this 2470-nucleotide messenger RNA. RefSeq names its product DNAse I-like superfamily protein. The record is from RefSeq and is a predicted model, not a curated record. Gene Ontology annotation, molecular function: phosphatidylinositol-4,5-bisphosphate 5-phosphatase activity; phosphatidylinositol-3,4,5-trisphosphate 5-phosphatase activity; inositol-polyphosphate 5-phosphatase activity. NCBI's taxonomy places the organism in Eukaryota, Viridiplantae, Streptophyta, Magnoliopsida, Amborellales, Amborellaceae. Gene Ontology annotation, biological process: phosphatidylinositol dephosphorylation.